Nicrophorus vespilloides is the source of this 3789-nucleotide messenger RNA. RefSeq names its product casein kinase I (gene gish). Bases 65 to 1423 code for a protein of 452 amino acids. Gene Ontology annotation, cellular component: nucleus; plasma membrane; cytoplasm. NCBI's taxonomy places the organism in Eukaryota, Metazoa, Arthropoda, Insecta, Coleoptera, Silphidae. Gene Ontology annotation, molecular function: protein serine/threonine kinase activity; ATP binding. The record is from RefSeq and is a predicted model, not a curated record. Gene Ontology annotation, biological process: endocytosis; peptidyl-serine phosphorylation; signal transduction. The transcript is spliced from 7 exons.
GCUAUUAUUAUACAUGUAUAAAUGGUGUGUUCUUUUUGUUCUAGAUUAAUUUAGUUUACUCGACAUGGAUCAAAAGAAGAACUCUAAACAUCGUGGAGGGACCGGAGCUGGCGGUGAGACUCACUCCUCUAGGCAUUCGGUGAAUUCGAGUUCCGGUGUGCUCAUGGUGGGACCUAACUUCCGGGUCGGCAAGAAAAUCGGCUGUGGAAACUUCGGCGAGCUCAGAUUGGGGAAGAACCUCUAUAAUAAUGAGCAUGUCGCCAUUAAGAUGGAAUUAAUGAAGUCUAAGGCACCGCAGUUGCAUUUAGAAUACCGCUUCUAUAAACUCCUCGGAUGCAAUGAGGGUAUUCCCGAUGUAUAUUAUUUCGGUCCAUGUGGGAAAUUCAAUGCUCUUGUUAUGGAAUUGCUGGGACCUAGCUUAGAGGAUCUCUUUGAUCUGUGCGAACGUAGAUUUACUUUGAAGACAGUACUCAUGAUCGCCACGCAGCUUCUACAUAGGAUCGAGUACGUCCACGGUAGACACUUGAUCUAUCGGGACGUGAAACCGGAAAACUUUCUCAUCGGCCGCAGUACAACAAAACGUGAAAAAAUCAUCCAUAUUAUAGAUUUUGGUUUAGCUAAAGAAUACAUAGAACUAGAAACAAACAAGCACAUUCCCUAUAGAGAACAUAAAUCUUUGACCGGUACCGCACGCUACAUGUCCAUCAACACCCAUCUAGGUAAAGAACAAUCCCGCAGGGAUGACUUAGAAGCAUUAGGACACAUGUUCAUGUACUUUCUCAGGGGCUCAUUGCCUUGGCAAGGCUUAAAGGCGGAUACCCUUAAAGAACGUUACCAAAAAAUCGGAGACACCAAGCGUGCAACGCCAAUUGAUGCAUUAUGUGAGGGACACCCUGAAGAAAUGGCCAUAUACCUCAGGUAUGUGCGACGACUGGACUUCUUCGAGACCCCCGACUACGAUUACCUUCGUAAACUAUUCACGGAUCUUUUCCAAAGAAGAGGCUACAUAGACGAUGGCGAAUUCGAUUGGACUGGAAAAUCAAUGAGUACCCCAGUGGGAUCUUUACCAACGACCGGUCACGAGGUAGUCGUUUCACCUAACAGGCAUGUUCCCAACAAGACGACCGGAAAAGGAAAUGCAUGGCCGGAAACUUCGAAGCAAAGUACUUUAGGAAACUUAACUCCUGCCGACCGCCACGGGUCCGUUCAAGUGGUGAGCUCCACGAAUGGAGAAUUAAACACGGACGAUCCGACUGCCGGUCAUAGUAACACCCCUAUUACUCAACCCCAAGAAAUAGAGCUACUGGAUGAAACUAAGUAUAUUGAUAAUAACGAUGUUAGUAGAUGUGCUGAUGUCGCGUUGUAUUUUAGGUGCUGUUGUUUCUUCAAAAGAAAGAAGAAGAAAGGAGUACGCACUAAAUGACUACAAUAUAACGAGACAGACCAGCACUUAACACUGUUACCGUGUGGUCAUAGUAGCGCUGCUACUCUUAACUGACUCUAGUUUUAAAUGAAGACCAACGUACAGUUGUUAUUAUGUUAUGUACUAUUUAAAUAGGUAAAUGUAGGUUAGUCUUAAUUUAAUAUUUAAGAUAUGUUUUAAGUCGUUAUCAUAUCUAUGAAUGUCGAAUGAGCCUUACUCGUAUGCUAAUUGUUCGGUUGAUUUGUAGUAACGAAAGAAAGACACCAGAAUCAAUUAUUUUCAACGUAUCCCCCUUAUUAUUAUUCUAUAUAUAUUUUUCUUCUUUUUUUUUGGAUUUAUAAGAAAUGUGUAUAUUAUUAAUUAAUUAAUAUUGUUUACCAAAUAUUAAUAUAGCUAAGGAUUCUGUUCUUCGAAUGUUCAUAUAACUAGUAUGUAUAUUUAAAGCAAAAAAAAAUAACAAAAAAAUGCAAAACAUAGGGAAAACAUUGUAAUAAUAACGCUGCGACUACUCUACAGUAAAAUAUUGGCAAAAAAAUGAUGUUCUCGUUCGAUAAUUGCAUAACGCGCGAUUUUAUUGUAUAUAUACACGCAUAUAUAUAUAUUAGACAAAAAACAAAUUUAUUAUUACUUUUUGCAAUGAUUAUUUUUCUUUUAGUCAUCUUAAUUUAUUGAGUUCCUUUUAAUUAGCAUCAUGCGAUAAUUACCACGAGUAAGGUUUUUGGAUAGUAAUUUACUCCAGAUUUGUAAAUAUUUGAACAAACAGAGAGACGACAAAAGAAAGUUAAGCGGAAAAAUGUAGCGGGAUGAAAAAAAAAACAAAUAAUAAUUAAAACGAAACCUAAAGCCUUUGCAGCAAACGGUGUUUACUCUAUCUCUGUUUCUCAUUAUAUACACAAAAGAAGGGUUGACAAAAAAAAGGUUAAAAUGCAAAUAAGAAAAUUUCAAAAACAAGCAAAAUUUAAGUAGGAGCACGCAUCGUUAUGGGAAAUGCCAAAAUUUUAUUACCGUGUUUUUCAUAGGUACUAUAAAACAAACGGAGGGAGAAGCUUUUCCAGUCCAAAAUAUUUACAUACUAUAUAUUUAUAUAUAUAUAAUUAAAUAUAUAUACAUAUGAAUAUUUCUACUGUCAUAUUGAAUGUCCACUGGGACUUUAUCGUUUUUUUUUUGUUUGUUUUGCUAUGCGAAAAGUUGAAAAGCUCGGAGAGGAAAAGCUGAUGAAGUCAAUAAUAAUAAAACAAAAAAAACGCCUUAUUGUGUUGUUUGCUUUUUGUAAUCCAUCUUGUAAGUGUUUUUUUAAUGAACCAUCCACUUAAUUAUAUAUAUAUUUAUAUAUAUAGGAAGCUCUUAAGUUGGUUAAAUUUUGGCCACAUCAUCUAUAUUUUGUUUGUUUUAUUUUAAAUUAAUUUAUUAAAAAGUUCUUUUUUUUUACGUUUAUUUGUUUCACUUUCAUAUUGUUUAGAUUUUAUCAUGGCCGAGUAUUUUCGUUCACGUUCAAUAUUAGGAUGUUGCUAUAAUUUAAAGUAUGUUAUGGGGCAACGAGCUUUACUAUUGUUGAUCUCCAUUAAGAAAGAUACAAACAAAAACAGAGACUUAAGGUCGCCUGCUUAAACCUUCACCUAUAUAUGUAUAUAUCUAAUCUUAUUUUUUUUUCUGUUGUUUUUUUAUGGACAAUUGUGUAUGGCCUCAUUUGUGUACGAGUUUUAAUUUUCGUUUAUUUUGUUCUUGUUUCAUUUAUUAUUUCUUUCUGUUCAAGCUAUUCUUUAAUUAUAGAAAAAAAAAUAUAGAAAUCUUCUGCAAUGUUUUCAUUGAAUCCCAAGUCUUAUGUAACGUGCAGGUACAUAAACCUGUGUUUAUAUUUUCAUAUAUACGAGGAAAACAAAGGUGAUAUAUAAUAAUUCGUGUUUAAUAUUGUUUCCACAUUGUACUAAGGUUUCAUUGAAUUCAAGUGAAUCGUAAUUUAUAUAAUUAAAAAAGAAACAAACAAAAUAAAUUCAAUUUGAAUUUGCACUUUCGUCGUUUAAAUCAAUCGGUAUUACCAUGUAUAGCAAUCCUGGGUGUUGCGUUUGUUAGGAAAUUCCAGUGGUCAAUUGCUCAUCAUGAUGAGUCAACAUACUUAUUGAAUAAUUUUCUGCCACAAAUCAGCGUAACAAAGGAUAUGACAUACAAAGUUUGUAUCAUUGGAUACCAUUUAGUGACGUGGAUUUAUUGCUUUCAUUCUAAGUUGAAUAUUAAUAUGAGUAACGUUUAAAUGUAGCCAAAAUGUAUAUACUUCAACUAUUUAACUGUUAACACUUUAUAAAAGUAUUUGACCGGCAGAAUUAUAUCUAUUUGUACUACAUAAUAAAUGCUCUUUGAAAUCACGUGUA